Messenger RNA from Didymosphaeria variabile, 891 nucleotides. RefSeq lists its product as uncharacterized. Gene Ontology annotation, biological process: protein ubiquitination. The transcript has a single exon. Gene Ontology annotation, molecular function: ubiquitin protein ligase activity. Lineage: Eukaryota; Fungi; Ascomycota; Dothideomycetes; Pleosporales; Didymosphaeriaceae. The record is from RefSeq and is a predicted model, not a curated record. Bases 1 to 891 code for a protein of 296 amino acids.
AUGUCAUCUUCGGAGAACAACCAGAACAUUAAUUUUAUUGAUGGGCUUCGGAUCAGCACCUCGGCUGAGGUCAUCGAUGAUCGAUAUGAAGCACAGGAUUCAGCUCGCCCACAUGACACUUUGGAAGACAUCAUGAACUACACGUCUGCAAUGGAGCAAGACGAGGACGAGCUGGGCCCCGUCGACACGGAGAUUCCAGCAGAGUUUCUCGUUGCUUUCCAGGCUUUUUCUAACCCGCAGCACACCGUUGGCCAAGAGGGUAAUCAACGCCUACCCACACGUGCACAGUUCAUGAACCCUGAGAACGCCAAUGGUCUACUUGCACUUUCCGACCCGCGCACUGAAGCGCGCCCAACCGAUGUGUGUGCAAUCUGCCAUGAGGCUAUGGAUGAAUUGGAUAAGGCCGUCGUAGUCGUACCCUGCGGCCACAUGUUCGAUCGUUCCUGUGUAAUGACUUGGCUCGACAACCCUAUUACUACUUGUGGAACCUGCCCUCUUUGUCGUCGAAAUCUGUUCAAGGACGUGCCAUCCCAAGAAGCGUCAAUUGAAAACCUCCUCGAGGAAAUUGAUCGUCUGAGCGAGCGGCGGAACCUGUCUAGUAAUGCGGAGGACCGUCGCAUGCUCGGUGAUUGGAUUGAAGACGCUUAUGAGGAGCUUGGUCGCCGUGACUAUGAGAGCUUUCGUCUUCUCGCAGAGGGGGAGGAGGUUUCGGGCAUUUCGAAUGGUCCUAAUGAAGCUCAGUUGGCUAAUUUCAUUGCUGAGUGGGUUGAUGACGAGGUUCUAGAUAGGGCCGGCCCUGAAGCUAGGCUUUUUCGCUAUACGAUUGAGCAUAUCGAGCAGUUGAGCCGUCGCCGCGCCGAGCGCACCGGCGGAGCUCCAGAUGCUUCUUGA